AUGCCCACACACCUCACAACCCGCCCAGAAUACUCCCUCUUAAUCGAUAGAUAUGACACAUGGAUGUUCGACUGCGACGGCGUAUUAUGGCACGGCGAUCGGUUGAUUGAAGGGGCCGUGGAGGUUUUGGAGAUCCUUCGGAAGCGAGGAAAGCGAAUUCUUUUCGUCACCAAUAACGCUAGCAAGUCGAGGAAGAGUUAUAAAGCCAAGUUUGAUCAGUUGGGCGUGGAAGCAAGUGUGGAAGAGAUAUACGGAUCAGCAUACGCUUCCGCGGUUUACAUAUCCUCCGUCAUGAAACUUCCAAAAGAUAAGAAGGUGUAUGUGAUCGGGAUGGCAGGCAUCGAAGAGGAGCUGAGGGAGGAGGGCGUUUCUUUCAUUGGUGGAACGGACCCAGCAGAUUGCACCCUCGAACCAUUCUCCCUUUCAUCUUUCUCCCUUGACCCAGACGUCCAAGCCGUCCUCUGCGGCCUAGACCUCAGCGUGAACUAUACCAAAAUAUCAAAAGCAUUCCAAUACCUCACACGAAACCCUGGCUGUCGAUUCCUAGUCACCAACGAAGACAGCACGUUCCCAAGCGCUGAUGGUCUCUUACCUGGAGCAGGAGCUAUCAGCGCUCCAUUACGCUUUGCACUGGAGAGGGAUCCGAUAAGUAUUGGGAAGCCUGCGAAGACGAUGUUGGAUUGUAUUCAAGCCAAGGUGAAAUUCGAUCCGGAACGCACGAUAAUGAUUGGGGAUCGGUUAAACACUGAUAUUUUGUUCGGACAAGCUGGGGGUCUGGCAACGCUCCUUGUUCUGACGGGCAUCACGUCGAAGCAAGAUAUCACCGGCCCAAACGCUUCACCAAUAGUACCCGACUACGUCACACAGUCCAUCGGAGACCUUCGUGUUGUUGAUGGACAUUAG
This is a messenger RNA of Suillus subalutaceus, 903 nucleotides long. Its product is annotated as HAD-like domain-containing protein. The transcript has 6 exons. The record is from RefSeq and is a predicted model, not a curated record. Lineage: Eukaryota; Fungi; Basidiomycota; Agaricomycetes; Boletales; Suillaceae. Gene Ontology annotation, molecular function: phosphoglycolate phosphatase activity; alkaline phosphatase activity. Bases 1 to 903 code for a protein of 300 amino acids.